AUGUCUUCAACUUCUUAUGAUUUAUUUGCUUUGGAUUUAGAGGAAUAUGUUGAACAUGAAAAUAUAAUGAAAAAAAUUGAAGAAAUUCAACAAUUUUUAAUAACAGUUAAUGUAAUUAUAAAAA
Molecule: messenger RNA, 124 nt
Organism: Funneliformis geosporum
Lineage: Eukaryota; Fungi; Glomeromycota; Glomeromycetes; Glomerales; Glomeraceae
Source: the annotation of a GenBank genome assembly